Molecule: messenger RNA, 542 nt
Organism: Myotis lucifugus (little brown bat)
Lineage: Eukaryota; Metazoa; Chordata; Mammalia; Chiroptera; Vespertilionidae
Gene: SPINK4
Product: serine peptidase inhibitor, Kazal type 4
Exons: 3
Coding region: 210-428 (72 amino acids)
Molecular function (GO): serine-type endopeptidase inhibitor activity; protein binding
Source: RefSeq, a predicted model, not a curated record
CCACAGUCCCACCCCACCUCAGCUCAGCAUCUCUGCGUAGAGAAAGCCCUUUCCGGAUGCCAAGGUGCAGAGAUUACGCAGGAUGCCACUCCUGGCCUCUCCAUCUGGCCCCAGAUAAGAUAAGGGGAGGGCUCAGCACUAUAAACAGGCCCCCAUCCUUCCCCCGGCCCAGGCUUCACUAGCUGAGCCGACACCAACCCAGGAUCAGCAUGGCCAUCCGUCUGUGGGUGGUCGCCCUCGCCUUGGCUGCCCUCCUCAUUGUGGACAGAGGAGUGCCAGUGUCAGGAGAAAAGCUCGUUUUCUCAAGAAUGCCCUACUGUGAGCAUAUGGCAGAGUCGCCAGACUGUUCCCAGACAUCCAACCUGGUCUGCGGCACUGACGGGGUCACAUAUGAAAGUGAAUGCCAUCUUUGCUUAGCCCGGAUGUAAGUCCACUCCCCACCUUCCCCUGUGUUUGCUUGCGUGGGGCUUCGUCUCUGCUGCAUACAAGUCUGAAAGGAGCAAGACUUGACCUGCCUCCUCCUUCACACACACCUGACCUAG